AUGUGCUAACUUCCUCUCAGCAAGUCAAGAGCUAUAAUGACGAAAUAAGUGGCGAAGAACGGGGCUCGUAUUACAAUUCAUCGUGGACAAAUUUUACCUUAUCAUCGCGACUGUUCACAACGAUAAUUGUGUGUAAAUAAGUUUGUUCUGAUUUGUGGAUGUCUAAAUUUAAUAAACAGCGGUAUGUGAGACAAUGUAACGACAGUUGUUUUGAGGUUGAGCUGAUAGAUUGUGCGCUUAGCUUAUUCGGAAAAGUUGUGUGUAUAUAUUCAAAAGCGAAAAAUUUGCUUCAAAUACUUUUCUUCUAUUGCUUAAUAUAAAAUAUUCUUCUAGUAUGGCAGACACAAUUAAGUUAUUCCUAUUUCUUACACUCUGUACCUUUGCAAUGUCUAUUGAUGAUAUUACAAAUAACGAAGAUUACAAAGAAUCAAACAAGGUUCUGUCAAGACGAAAAAGGUACUUAGUUUUUCCGGAUGGAAGCUCAUUUCAGUUGGUUAUUUGUGAACAAAACCAUGGUUAUCUUCAAUUAGGUAACAUAGUAUGGCUUGCUAAUACGGCAGCGUUGGCGUGGGAACUCCCAACGGACCCAAAAUUAUUCCACAUAUUUAAAAACCACGAAAAAGAAUUUGCAAACAGAAAUGGAAUAUCUAAAAGUAUAUACUUUUUGGAUGAAGAUGGAAAAGUUUUAUCUAAGAAGCCGUAUCACAAAAAAUUUCUGGUAAACCCCGCAUUUGCCAAGCGAAGUGUGACCGAUACAAAUAGCUCUAUAUCAAUCAAGGAAAUGCACGAGAAACAAAAGAAAGGCGGUACAGUUCUACAAGACUUAGAUCAUAAUAGUAUCGACUUUCAUAGAUAUGGAAGGAAAGACUUUUAUUCGAAAUUCGGAGAAUUUUUAAAUGCGCUGGGCCUCAACGGACAGGAAUGUGUUCUUCGGAUGCUGUGUGAGAGUGGCCAAGGAAGUUCCGAACAAGGCACGUUCUUCGAAGAAAUCAUGAGAGCUACCUUUACAUUUCCUCGUCGAGAGCAGUCGUCAAAACACCUCUACGAUAAAGCACAUUCAACUAAACAUGAUUGUGAUACUAUGUAUCCAGCCUGUAAAAUUGAUUAACCAUAAAAAUCAUC
Molecule: messenger RNA, 1122 nt
Organism: Pieris napi
Lineage: Eukaryota; Metazoa; Arthropoda; Insecta; Lepidoptera; Pieridae
Exons: 6
Coding region: 335-1108 (257 amino acids)
Source: RefSeq, a predicted model, not a curated record